Blastocystis hominis is the source of this 954-nucleotide messenger RNA. RefSeq lists its product as hypothetical. NCBI's taxonomy places the organism in Eukaryota, Bigyra, Opalinata, Blastocystidae. The transcript is spliced from 4 exons. Gene Ontology annotation, molecular function: protein serine/threonine phosphatase activity. The coding region runs from base 1 to 954 and encodes 317 amino acids. Gene Ontology annotation, cellular component: cytoplasm; nucleus. The record is from RefSeq and is a predicted model, not a curated record.
AUGAACGCUGUUUUUGGAAAGCUGGUUCUUGAUCGCAUCAUUGCAAAGCUUGUGGAGGGGAGGGCGCGAGAUAAACAGUGGAGACCCCACAUUAAAGAAGAAACUAUUCGCUUGCUGAUUAUUAAAACGAAAGAAAUUUUACUGUCGGAACCUUCAUUAUUACGAAUUGAAGCUCCCGUUGUAAUUGUUGGCGACGUGCAUGGCCAAUUCCUUGAUUUGCUAGAAAUUCUCCAUGUUGGUGGCGACCCAUCCAAAAGUCGCUAUCUCUUCUUAGGAGAUUAUGUAGAUAGAUCCGAUCGCGGAAUUCAAAUUUUGUGCUUGCUUAUGGCUUACAAAUUAAAAUAUCCUCGUAAUGUGUAUCUAUUGCGUGGAAAUCACGAGUCAUCGGAGAUGAACGAGGAUGGAGGCUUUAAAGACGAGUGUAUUAAGUUCUACUCGGAGAGUCUCUACCGUGAUUUCCAAAUGCUGUUUAACUGUCUCCCUCCUGCCGCCAUUGUAUCAAAUAAAAUAUUUUGCGUCCACGGCGGCCUCUCUCCGGACAUGACCUCGAUGCAGGCCAUUCGCGACAUUAAACGUCCCUGUACGAUCCCAGCAGAUGGCCUGCUCUGUGAUAUGCUCUGGUCGGACCCCUGCGCGGACAUCCAAGGCUACGUUCCAUCCCCGCGGGACUGCUCGUAUCUAUUCGGCGCGGACAUCGUGGAGGAGUUCAUGAAGCGAUUCGACUUCGAUCUGAUCGUUCGAGGCCACGAGUGUUGCGAUGGGUACUGCUUCGCGUUCAAUCGAAGACUGGUGACGGUAUUCUCCGCUCCGAAUUAUUGCGGGUGUGAGAAGAACGCUGCGGGCGUGAUGUUCGUGGACGAGAAAUUGUCGGUGCGGUUUGUGUUGAUUCGCGAGACGAAGCCGCUGCGACGCGGAUCCAUCGUGAAUCCGGAUACAUUAGCCAUUAUCAAUUGA